Messenger RNA from Camelina sativa (false flax), 2661 nucleotides. Its product is annotated as disease resistance protein RFL1-like. NCBI's taxonomy places the organism in Eukaryota, Viridiplantae, Streptophyta, Magnoliopsida, Brassicales, Brassicaceae. Gene Ontology annotation, molecular function: ADP binding. The record is from RefSeq and is a predicted model, not a curated record.
AUGGGAGGCUGUUUCUCUGUCUCGAUGUCAUGUGAUCCAGUGGUGAAUCAAGUCUCGCAAUGGUUAUGCCUCAAGGGGAGUUAUGUUCACAACCUCGCCGAGAAUCUAGCGUCUUUGGAGAAAGCCAUGGGAGCGCUCAAGGCGAAGCGAGAUGAUGUGCAAGGAAGGGUAAACAGAGAAGAGUUUACUGGGCAUCAUCGAAGGCUUGUUCAAGUUCAGAAAUGGCUUACGAGUAUCCUAACCAUUGAAAACCAAUUUAAUGAUCUUCUUACUAGUAAUAAGCUUGAGCUUCAAAGGUUGUGUCUUUGUGGUUUUUGCUCCAAAAAUUUGAAAAUGAGCUAUCGUUAUGGGAAGAGGGUUAUCUUGAUGUUGAAGGAGAUUCAUAGUCUUAGUUCUCAAGGAGAAUUCGAUGUGGUGACUGAGGCAGCUCCUAUAGCUGAGGUAGAAGAGUUGCCUAUUCAACCCACAAUUAUUGGUCAGGAAACAAUGCUCGAAAGGCUAUGGAACUGUCUAAUGGAAGAUAAAGUCGGGAUUGUGGGUAUGUAUGGUAUGGGUGGAGUAGGCAAAACCACCCUUCUCACGCAGAUCAACAAUAAGUUUUAUGUACUAGGUGGUGGGUUUGAUGUUGUGAUAUGGGUUGUGGUGUCCAAAAAUGCAACAGUCCAUAAGAUUCAAGGGGCCAUUGGGGAAAAACUAGGCCUUAAGGGGAAAGAGUGGGACGAGAAAAACGAAAUACAGAGAGGCCUUGACGUCCACAAUGUUCUUAAGAGGAAGAAGUUUGUGUUGUUGUUGGAUGAUAUAUGGGAGAAAGUGAACUUAAAUGUGAUUGGAAUCCCGUAUCCCAACAGAGAAAACGGAUGCAAAAUAGCAUUUACCACCCGGUCUCGAGAUGUGUGUGGGCGCAUGGGGGUUGAUGACCCAAUCAAAGUCAGUUGUCUGGAAACUGAAAAAGCCUGGGACUUGUUCAAAAACAAAGUUGGAGAAAACACACUGGGAAGCAACCCAGAUAUACCUGAACUCGCAAGAAAAGUCUAGGCAAAAUGUCGUGGCCUACCAUUGGCACUCAAUGUCAUUGGCGAAACUAUGGCAUGCAAAAACACAGUACAAGAGUGGCAUCGGGCAAUUGACAUUUUAACUUCAUCUGCCCCAGAUUUUUCAGGCGUGGAAGAUGAGAUACUUCCAAUUUUAAAGUAUAGCUAUGAUGCUUUAAAUGGUGAGCUGGUGAAAUCAUGUUUUCUCUAUUGCUCUCUGUUUCCUGAAGAUUGCCUUUUAAAUAAAAAGAGAUUGAUAGAGUAUUGGAUGGGUGAAGGAUUCAUAGAUGAAAAGGAAGGUAUAGAGAGGGGAUUAAACCAAGGCUAUGAGAGAAUCGGUACCUUUGUACGUGCAUGUUUGUUGUUGGAAGCAAAAAACGAAUCACAUGUGAAAAUGCAUGAUGUGGUACGGGAGAUGGCGCUAUGGAUAGCAUCUGACCUUGGGAAAAAUAGGGAAAAGUGUAUCGUGCGAGCCAGUCUUGGGUUAUGUGAGGUACCAAAAGUGAAGAACUGGAAGAAUGUGAGGAGAAUGUCAUUGAUGGAAAACGAGAUUGAAAAGAUAUCUGAGAACCUCGACUGCCCUGAACUUACAACUCUCCUCCUAGGGGAAAACCGCAAAUUAGCAACUAUAUCAGGUGAAUUCUUUCAGUCUAUGUCUAGGCUGCUAGUUCUGGAUUUAUCAUAUAAUGUUAGUCUCACAGGAUUGCCAGAGCAAAUUUCAGGGUUAGUUUCCUUGAGAUAUCUUAACUUGUCAGCGACAAAGAUAGAGCGACUACCUUCCGGUUUACAAGAGUUGAAAAUGCUAACAUAUUUGAAUUUGUCGUUCACGAGCAAACUUGAGAGUUUAUACGGGAUAUCAAAUUUGUUGAGUUUGAGGACGUUGAGACUACUGGAAUCCAAGGUGUGGCUAGAUAUGAGCCUAAUGAAAGAGCUUCAGCUUUUAGAACAUUUGAAACUCAUAAGCACAAAUAUCGUGUCAAGUUUGGUUGGGGAAUUGUUGUAUUAUCCCAGAGUAGGGAGAUGUAUACAACACAUUUCUAUUGAGGACCGUCGGGAAGAAUCACCAAAAGUAUUAGUUUUGCAAGCUACAAGUAUUCUCUGUGAACUCUCCAUAUGGGAUUGUGGAAUGUGGGAGAUAAAGAUAGAGAAGACAACAUGGAACGAAAAUGUAACAAGUCCAUGCUUCUCAAACCUCUCUACUGUGGAAAUAGGAAGGUGUGAUGGCUUAAAGGAUUUGACGUGGCUGCUGUUUGCUCCAAACCUUAUUCAUCUUGGCGUCGAGAGUUUAAAGCAUCUAGAGAAUAUAAUAAGCAAAGAGCAAGCUGCAAGUAUUUUAGAGGAGUCAUGUGUUAUUCUUCCUUUCCAGAAACUAGAAUGCAUGAUCUUGGAGGAUUUGCCUGAACUGAAGAGCAUCUACUGGAAUGCUCUGCCUUUUCAACGUCUGAGAUUGAUCUCUAUGGAAGGCGAUUGUUCAAAGCUGAGAAAGCUUCCACUGGACUCUAAAAGCGUCUGCAAGGUUGAAGCAUUUGUCAUAAAAUACCACGACGAAGAAUGGAUAGAAAGAGUUGAAUGGGAGGACGAAGUCACACGACACCGUUUCUUACCUUCCUGUAAUUAGCCGUCUGUGUUU